Messenger RNA from Cokeromyces recurvatus, 1914 nucleotides. RefSeq names its product kinase-like domain-containing protein. The transcript is spliced from 5 exons. The record is from RefSeq and is a predicted model, not a curated record. Bases 1 to 1914 code for a protein of 637 amino acids. Gene Ontology annotation, molecular function: ATP binding; protein serine/threonine kinase activity. Gene Ontology annotation, biological process: protein phosphorylation. Lineage: Eukaryota; Fungi; Mucoromycota; Mucoromycetes; Mucorales; Mucoraceae.
AUGUUUACAUUAUUUGUAGAGGAGCCAUCAAGAUAUUUAAUUUUAAUACGAUUUUAUGAAGAUUUUCAAGAAUUUGAUAAAAGAAUUAAACAUUACUUGAAGGAAUCCAAGUUAUGUUUACCAAAAUUGCAACAGAAUGAAAUAUUACAACCUAAUUUAUCAAGUCGACAAAGAAACCAUAGUUUUAGACAAAAAGUAUUACAAAGUCUUUCAAUAAUAAAGAACAAAUCUAUCAUGACUAGAGUACAGACUGCUAUCAGUAAUGCAGAUAAAAUAGAAAAGUAUUUACGUCAUUGUAUAGACGAUUCUAAUAUUCAAUCCUGUUCCCUUCUUAAAGACUUUCUUCAACCUCAAAGAGAAGAAGAUAAGGUGAUCUUGAAAGACGAUUGUCCUCAGGUUCAAAGGAUGUUACAAACAACUAGACAUGAUGCUAUACAACAACAAUUGAAAGAAUCUUGCCAACCUAUAAUUAAUGACAGUAUUCAUGUUUCUUUAAUAGAGAAUAUAAAAGGUGAUAAUAUGAGGGUACUUAAAAAUGACUCUUCUUUAUCUUCUUGCACCUCAGAAACACCUGUAACUAUUCAAGACUUUCAACUCAUUAAAGUGAUUGGAAAAGGCUGUAUGGGAAAGGUACUUUUGGUUCGACAUCGAAGGACAUCCCGGUUAUUAGCCUUAAAAGCGAUUAGUAAAAAAGCUGUGAUUGAACAAAGUCAGAUAAUACAUAUUCGAACAGAACAACAAAUCUUGGCUGAUAUUGCAUCUAUUCAUCAUCCCUUUUUAAUUAAACUUCAUUAUUCAUUUCAAGAUAUGAAUCAAUUAUUUCUUGUACUUGAUUAUCAUGUAGGAGGUGAUUUGGCAACGCAACUUAAAAUUCAUUAUACCUUGACUCCCGAAAGGUGUAGGUUUUAUGCAGCCGAAAUUAUUCUGGGUAUACAAGAAUUACACAGUUUAGGAAUAAUAUAUAGAGACCUCAAGCCUGAAAAUAUUUUAUUAUCAGCAGAGGGUCAUGUUGUCUUAACAGAUUUUGGCCUCUCUAAACAAUUCUAUGGCAGUCCAAAUGCUAAGGAACAGAGAGCAGAUACAUUUUGUGGAACUGCAGAAUAUCUUGCUCCAGAAAUACUGAAUGAACAACCUUAUUCUUAUGAGGUUGACUAUUGGAGUUUUGGUACAAUUCUUUAUGAAAUGUUGAUUGGAGUUACGCCAUUUUGGGCAGAAAAUCGUGAUGAAAUGUAUCGUCGUAUCCGCGAAGAUCCACUUCAGUUCCCUGAAUUUAUUGAUAUUGAAACAGCUAACUUUAUUGCCCAUCUUUUAAAACGUGAUCCACAGCGUAGAUUAGGAUAUAGUCAUCUAAUUGAAGAGGGAGCUACUCGGGUCCGUUCUGAUCCUUAUUUUAAUUAUAUUGAUUGGCAGCUUAUCUAUACGAAACGAAUCAAACCACCUUAUGUACCUAACCUAUGCUCAGAGACAGAUCUUAGUCUUUUUGAUCACGAAUUUUUACUCUUGACACCACGUCUUUCACCUGUUGAAAGUGACUAUCAUCCAAGCCAAACUUUAGAUCCCGUCUUUGAAGGUUAUUCAUAUAUUAAUUGUGAAAACUGUCCACCAGAUUCACCUCCUUCUGAAGUUUAUUCCUUAUCCGAACCACCACCCAUUACAUUGCUGGAUACAAUGAUACCUGAUAGUAAUAUGAACGAUACAAGAUAUUAUGUAUAUAACGAAAGUGAUGUAAUAAUACCUUAUGACGAUUGUAUUGAGAGCGUUAAUGAAGAAGAAGAAGAUGAUGAUGAUGCAAUUUAUAUUUCUGAUUUUAUUCGUCAUCGUGAUAGUAGUGGUUUAUUUCCUCUAGAUGACGAAACUGAUUCACACCAUGAUCCACCCAGACCUUCUAGACCUGUUUUUUCACUGAAAGAAUAA